AUGACGGCGUGCCUUGACUGUGUUAGUGAAGUAGUAUAUAUAGGUUAUGGGCCUGCAGGGAAGCGAUUAGGGUUAGGGCUUUUUGGAAUUUUUGGUUCAUAUGAAUUUUACCCAUUACACCUUCCACAGCAGACGCCGCCCCAAACUCCUCCCAUAGCAGACGCCGUACCAAACACCUCCGUCCCCUUAUUCCGGCAGGUUUCUUCACCAACAAUCAUCGUUGACAGGGUAGGAUCUUACACUUGGAUGCACAGAAGUUGGAGAAUUCAAGAAGAGUUUGCUCGCACAGCUAUUGGUCUCUUUGCAGCUACAGAACUACCUCUUCAGCCUGCCAUUCUUCCUCCUGACUUGCUUACAAUAGGGUGCCAUCAUGGGAAAUAGACUAUUGCCAUUCUUGUAAAGUUCCUUGGAAUAAGGAUGGUUCGGCUGGUAACGAAGCAUUGGGGAAAGCAAAGCAACAUAUCAUGCUUCAACGUGUAGAGAUAAAGUAAUCACACGAUGGACCGUGGACAGCCACAUAUCAUGUUUUUCUGGAGGCAACUGAACUUUCAGCAACAGCAGGAUAACCAAGUUCAAUAAACAUGUUUGCUCGACUUAGAUAUUACUGUAUUCCCUUCACCAUAUCAUAUUUGUUGUUUUUUCAUGUGUUUUGCUAGGAAUGUUAGUUUUAAGAUUUUCUUAAAUAUUAUUGAUUUUAUGUUUUGUAGUAUUGAUAUAUUGCAAAUAUGAAUGUAUGAAAGUCUAUAACGGGUUGUCGAUAA
Molecule: messenger RNA, 761 nt
Organism: Salvia miltiorrhiza (redroot sage)
Lineage: Eukaryota; Viridiplantae; Streptophyta; Magnoliopsida; Lamiales; Lamiaceae
Product: CLIP-associated protein-like
Exons: 4
Coding region: 1-381 (126 amino acids)
Source: RefSeq, a predicted model, not a curated record